UCAAUUAAAUUUUUUGUUCUAAAUCACAAACUUGUCAACGUUCAAUCCAGCAACCAUGAUAAGAAUGUAUAAUCAAUAAAACGCACCUGUAUUCACAUGGCCUGCUAAGCAAUUUUGCCGUUCCGCAGCAGCAAAACCAUUCAACCCAUCAAAGGAGGCGCCGCCGGCUACCAGCAGUGCUGCAUUCUACCGGAAGGCUCAGGAAAAAAAUAUUGGAAAUUUAUUGCUUUCACAGCCAGCCGUACUUUCUGUACUUUUGACUAAGGUUGAGGGAAAAUGCCCGUUUUAAUUUACCACCCAUUUGGGCCCUUUUUUGCCGCUGGAAUGGGAAUAGCCGAAGCAUGUGCGCUUUAUCAUCGCGCGCCAUCUUUAACACACAGUAGGGGCGUACUUGAACAUUUCACCGCCGCCUGAGCAGUGCAAAUUUCAAUAUUUUUAUUAACCUCAAAGAUUAAAGUUUUUUUGUUUGCCUUCUCUUUAUUGUUUCCAUUUCCACUUUUAAUUAGUGAACUUCAAAAGUUCAAAUUUUCAAGCCAAUGCAAAAGUUUUGGUUUCUCCAAGCUGCGUGUCGCGCGUCCGGAUGAGAGAGGGGGAAAUAUUUGAAUAUGAACCGUUGAAACGUAAUCAAAUACCGACAAACCGCAUCAGCUUGUGAAAAGUCUGCCCUCAUCGUGGGCUCACACCAUUCGAAGGCGGCGCAGCAGGCCAUGAGGAUGACUUGACUACUGGUUGAAAUAUAUUAAAUCGAUACCUUCGCACAGUGGGGAAUGUGAUUAAAAUUGGAAGAGGCUGAUCAGUGUCGAUCUCAGAGUGACAAAAAGACGCUUUUAAAAGCUUUAAAACAAAAUCAUCCCGAACUGACCACAGGAUGGUAAAAAAUCACAGACAAACAAGAAGGGUUUUCUUUGGUUAGGGUUAAAAUCCUGAAUUACUCAAUCUGUCUAACUUUUUAGAACCACACAAUUUUUGUAUAUUUAGUACCGGGAAUCACUUUUCUGGAUAUUGUUAGCCUUUUAAACAGUUAUUGACUAUGAAAACAUUCGUACAUUGAGGAAAUUUUGCACUUUAUGAAAUUACAAAAAAAAUCAUUCAAUUUCACAUUUUUUGUCCACUUUCUCUCUCACUGUGCGCACUUUCCCGUUGUUGAUUCUAGAGCUAGAGCGACAACUGCGGCAUCGUAGCAACCUGCGAAAGUUUACUGUUCACAGUCGAUUGCAGACCUUUGCCACAAACGGUGCUAGGUGGUUAUAAAAUCCUCCCCCACAAUUGCUGCCACAAUGCCAAAAGAAAAGAAGCCCAAGAAACCGAAAAAAGCGGUACCGGACAUCCAACCGGUGGAUGGCCUCAGUGCUGUCGAUCGACAGUUUUUCGAAAUCACAAUAAAUGAUCUAAAUCAGAAGUUGGCACGUCUUCGUACGCACAAUGUGAAAAUUGAAGAGCGCAACGAAGAGCUGGAGGCAAAGCUCAAGCAAAUAGAGGAAGACCGAGCCGAUGUGACGGCGUUUCUGGAUCGUACCCUUCAGGAGAAGCUUGCCGUGAUUAUCGAACUGGAGGAUAAAUUGAGUGAAUUAUCGAAAGUGCGAGAUCAGGAGAAUGAAGAAUGCCAGAAGCAGAUCGUUAGUCUGGAUGCCAAGUACAAGGCCAUGCACGAGCAGCUGACUUCGGAAAUCCAGCUACUCACGGGAAAGUUAAAUUCCAUGGAAGAAUUCCGUCAGCAGCGAGAUGAACUGAUGGCUAAAUUUGACGCUCAGGAUAUGGAACUGAAGGAACAAAACAAACGUCACAAAACCACACUAUAUGAAAUGGAACGUAAAGUUAUUUUAGACAAGGAUCGCCUUCGUAAGGAUGUCGAAAACAAGCUACUCCAACUAUCGACGGAGUUUACGAAAUCAUCGGAAAUCCGAGUUGCCGCCCACACUCAGCGCUUAGUUCGCGAAAACAUCGCCCUAAACAAUGAAAUGGAUCGAAUGAUCUUCACGCAGGAGAGACUGGAAAAACAAUACUCCGAAAUGAAGGCUCAGAAUGCUGAGCUGCGCAAUCAGGCGGAAAUUGAUCUCAUCGAGAAGCAACGACUGAUGCAAACCUGUCAGGAACGAUUGGACUUAAUUAAGCAAUUGGCCGAUCAAUACGAACAGCAAAUGAACACGAACGCCCAACUACAUGCCUACAAAGAACGUGCAAACGAAUUCGAAACGGAAACUCAAUCCACCAAAAAGGAGUACAACCAUCUUCGGCAGAAAGUUCGUUUACUAGAGCAGUAUGUGCAUUACAUCAACACCGAUCGACAGUCGUUACGCAAUGAAUCGAUCCACCACCGUCAGGAGUUUGAGCGUAUUUCGGAAAUCCUGAAAACCGUCCGCUUCACUGUGCGUUCAGCCUUUAAGGAAGAUGAGGAGGAGGACGAUCUUCCGUAUCAGGAAAUCAAGCGAAAACGCCUUAUUGCUGAUCUACUGAAUACACUAACCGACUUGGAACUUAAACCACGAGUUGACAAUAUUUCCGUUACUACACUACCACCCGACGGGGAGGAGGAAGGUUACGAGCAGGGUGAUCUGGGUGUGAUUCCUCGCGAAACGCUAGAAGCCAUCCUUCAGAAGACACAAACCUGCAACCUCCCCGAGACGCCCCUGCUGAGCUCGGAGACAGUUUCGUGCGGGGAUGAAGCCGAAAGUGCUGCCAGUUUACAGAUCGCUUCCGGCAGCGACGUGAUUCUGGAUGUGAUCAGCGGUUCUCAGUUGGUGUUCAAGGGUUCCGAAGAAUCGUACGAGGAGGGUGAGGAAAAAGACGACGAGGCUGGUGAACCGGCUGGGGGAAGCAAGCGGGAGGAACGAAAACCCCCCACGGGUGACGGCAGCGGAAGCGAACGAUCGGCGGAAGAUGAGACAGCUGGUGGUGAACGUGUUUCCUCCGUCACCUCGGACCGGCCGGAAGAUGUGAUCGUUGAUGCUCCGGAUGUGUUUGAAGAUGAACCGAUUGAAUUUACCGCCACGAAAAGUGAUUCGGAUUGAAGUAGGAGUUUUGUUUUUGGUGAUAGUGUAAUAAAUUGAUUGAUUGUGUGUGAUGAUGUAAA
Molecule: messenger RNA, 3070 nt
Organism: Wyeomyia smithii (pitcher-plant mosquito)
Lineage: Eukaryota; Metazoa; Arthropoda; Insecta; Diptera; Culicidae
Product: cilia- and flagella-associated protein 157
Exons: 1
Coding region: 1278-3008 (576 amino acids)
Cellular component (GO): cilium; ciliary basal body
Molecular function (GO): microtubule binding
Source: RefSeq, a predicted model, not a curated record